Messenger RNA from Trichomycterus rosablanca, 1518 nucleotides. It is a transcript of the gene esrrb, whose product is annotated as estrogen-related receptor beta. The transcript has 6 exons. The coding region runs from base 16 to 1329 and encodes 437 amino acids. NCBI's taxonomy places the organism in Eukaryota, Metazoa, Chordata, Actinopteri, Siluriformes, Trichomycteridae. Gene Ontology annotation, molecular function: nuclear receptor activity; steroid binding; estrogen response element binding. Gene Ontology annotation, biological process: nuclear receptor-mediated steroid hormone signaling pathway; regulation of transcription by RNA polymerase II. The record is from RefSeq and is a predicted model, not a curated record. Gene Ontology annotation, cellular component: nucleus; chromatin.
AGGCUGUUAAACAGGAUGGCCGCUGAGGAGCGGCAUCUGCCCUCCAGCUGUGGCUCAUACAUAAAGACAGAGCCAUCCAGUCCAUCCUCUUUGGUGGACACAGCCAGCCACCCGAGUCCAAGCGCGCAUUCGGACGCCAGCGGUGGUUACGGUAGCGCCAUCCACAGCCACUCCAACGGUCUCGACUCACCACCCAUGUUCACACCGGCCGGGCCUCUGGGCGCGGCGGGCAGUGGCUGCCGUAAGCGCUAUGACGACUGCCCUAGCACUCUACUUGACGACUCAGGCCCCAUCAAAUGCGAGUACAUGCUCAACUCCAUCCCCAAGCGCCUCUGCUUAGUUUGCGGAGACAUCGCCUCAGGCUAUCACUAUGGAGUGGCCUCCUGUGAAGCCUGCAAGGCCUUCUUCAAAAGGACCAUACAAGGUAACAUAGAGUACAGCUGUCCAGCCACCAACGAGUGUGAGAUCACAAAGCGAAGACGCAAGUCCUGUCAAGCCUGCCGCUUCAUGAAGUGUCUAAAAGUGGGCAUGCUUAAGGAAGGUGUUCGUCUGGAUCGAGUGCGAGGAGGCAGGCAGAAGUAUAAAAGAAGAAUUGAUACAGAGAACAGUGCUUACCUGGGCCUCACACUCCCACCUCCAGCUAAAAAACCAUUGACAAAGAUCGUGUCACACCUGCUAGUUGCAGAGCCAGAAAAGAUCUAUGCCAUGCCAGAUCCCACCAUGCCCGAAAGUGACAUCAAGGCACUAACCACGCUUUGUGAUCUCGCCGACCGAGAGCUGGUCGUCAUCAUCGGCUGGGCCAAGCAUAUCCCGGGGUUUUCCAGCUUGUCUCUGGGAGACCAGAUGAGUCUACUGCAGAGCGCCUGGAUGGAGAUUCUGAUCUUGAGCAUUGUGUUCCGCUCUCUGCCUUAUGAGGAUGAGCUGGUUUACGCUGAGGACUACGUGAUGGACGAGGAGCACUCCCGGCUCACGGGCCUGCUGGAUCUGUUCGUCUCCAUCCUGCAGCUCGUCCGCAAGUACAAGAAGCUAAAGGUGGAGAAGGAGGAGUUUGUCACGCUUAAGGCCAUUGCCCUCGCCAAUUCAGACUCCAUGCACAUAGAAGACGUAGAGGCGGUUCAGAAGCUGCAAGAUGCUUUGCAUGAAGCGCUGCAGGACUUUGAGAGCAGCCAGCACACAGAGGACCCACGACGGGCAGGCAAGCUGCUCAUGACCCUGCCCCUGCUGCGCCAGACCGCCACCAAAGCCGUACAGCACUUCUACAGCAUUAAGGUGCAGGGCAAAGUGCCUAUGCACAAACUCUUCCUAGAAAUGCUGGAGGCCAAGGUGUGAACAGGACGAGCCGCAAGACGUUAGAGACUCACUGAGCAAAAAAUGAGGGAAGAGACACACUGUUGAUGAACAAACAGGUUACAGACACUGUCACCUCUCUACCCUCUGUCUUUUCAAAUUGUCUCCAUCUGUCUGUCUUAAGGACAUGAGACAUUUUUAAAGAACAAGCUAAAAAAAAAAAAUGAAAAA